GCAACAUCGGGUUUACGAGGAAGUCGUUCCCUUUGGAUUGCCCAACGAUUGACGGAUGUUAUUGACGCCAUGUCGCGCACCAAGGAAGCCAUUAUGAUCGUGUUGGACGCAAGCGUUGCAAUGAGAAGUCCUCUUGGGGAAAUCACUCGAAAAGUGGAUGUUGGUAGCCGGUUUGAUGCCGCAAAGAAAGCUAUCCAAGGCAUCGUUAACCAAUUGUUGUUGUUUCGAAAGAACGACGAAGUGGGGAUUGUCAUGUACGGGACCGAAGGGACUGACAACCAGCUGAACUCUGACGAUGGCAACAACUACAAAAACGUGACAGUCCUGAGCUCAAUUGCUCCUGUGACAUUCGAUCUGGCGAAGCAGCUCCAAGCCAUGGAAGCGGCAUCUGUAGAGACACCUGCAGACGUUCUUGACGGAAUCAUCGUUGCCCUUGACUUGGUCAUUCGUCGCACAGACAACAAAAAGUACGACAAACGCCUCGUCGUGAUCACGGACGCCGCCACUCCCAUAAACAACCCGUCAGACAUGGAGGUCGUGUGCACGAUGAUGCAAAACCUCGAAGUACACCUUCAAAUCAUUGGCAUCGACUUUGGAUUGGAUACGAAGCAUGAACAGCCUGACGGGGUAAAGGAUGAAGCUGUAGCCGCAUCAUUCAUCAAGUCGGAGAAUGAAAAGAUGCUGCAUUCGAUUGCGACGGAAGUCCAAGGAGAAGUCCAGUCCGUGUCGAAACGGAUGGAUUUCCUCGCCCAAAGCAAACUCAAACCCGUGCUUCAAACGACGAAAAUGCGCGGGAACUUAGAAUUUGGCGAAAACCUUUUCAUUCCUGUGUACGUAUUUGGCAAAGUUCUGGAAGCGACGAUCCCGUCGCUACAAAAAGAAUCGCAAGUCGCAAAGAAGAGUUCCACGUUUGCCGAGGACGACGUGCCAGGAAAAGUUCGCAUGGAGCGCAGCUACUUUGCCACGGCCCAACCCGACGACGAGGUGCCGCCGGAGCGACGCAUCAAAGCGUACAAGUACGGUUCAGAAAUGAUUCCUUGUUCGACAGCCGAUCAAGCAGCGUUGAAGCUCCUCACGACGCGCGGGCUGAAGGUACUUGGAUUUGUGGACAAGUCGCAAUGGAAACAUGGUCUGGGCAUGACGGGAACGGAUGCUGUGUUCGGCGACUUUACCAAGCCGAAAGCGCAGGAAGCGCUGCAUGCGCUCAGCACUGCCAUGCACAAUGAAGGCAAGUUUGCCUUAGCUCGGUUUGUGCGAGCUGCCAAUGCAGCCCCAAAAAUAGUGGUGCUCUUUCCCAAUGUCGAAGAGCCUCGACUGCACUGCUUAUGGAUGCAGCAAUUGCCGUUCGAAGAAGAUCUUCGUCCGUAUGAGUUUCCAUCCCUUGUGACAAGCCCAAAAAUUCAGCCCACAGCAGAGCAAUUCGCGGCUGCCGACGCGUUGGUCGACCAGCUCAGUCGUCCUGCGUCUACGUUGCAUGCAUUCAACCCUGCGCUUCAACGCUUGUACGAUACGAUUGCCCAGCGCGCGAUGGACCCAAACGCUCCCUUGGCGCCGCUACCUCCAUUUGUUGAACGGUAUCUGCGGGAAGACCGCUCGCUGUUUGAACCAGCGUUACCUGCCAUCCAAGCAUUUGACAGGGCGUUUCAGCUGAAAGAAGCUGCAACAGCCAAGGAUAACAAGAAGAAAUCGUUUUGGAGCGAUAUCAAAGGCGAUGCGAAAGUGGCUGCUGCUGCAAAGAGAGGGACCGAUAUAUCUGCGAUUCCGGCGGAGUCCAACGACGGCGGUGGGGAUGACGAUGGCGACUUGGACUUGGAUGAAUUGCUGGGCGAAGACGUGACGGAGGUCGGGUCGAUGAACCCUAUUUCGGACUUUGAAGCACUUCUUUCCACCAAACAGUUGGCCAAAUCGCAGCUCGCGGUUUUGGGGAUGGAGCUGCAAAUCUUGGAAUUUUUUCGCCAAGACGCGGUGGGGUACCAUUCCAAGGGCCUCGAGUGCUUGCGUUACUUUCGCCGGCGAAGCCCAGAGAUUCACCGGACGACGUUGUUCAACGAGUUUUUGCACCGGUUGAAAAGUGAGUUUGCUCCAGGGGACGCUCCUGUAUGGCAGCUGCUUGUACAGCAUCACGUAACACUUUUGAGUACGCGUGACGACCCGUCAUGCGACAUAAGCCCCCAAGCGGCCGAGAACUUUUUGCAGCCAGAAGACAAAGUCAAGCAGGUAGUCGCCGCCGCUGCCCCUGCCGCCGCCGAAGACGACGAACAGGAUCUAUUUGCAGACCUGGAGUAAAAGAAUCGAGAAUGCAUUAAACGCCAGCUUCCGCGCUCGACGAGUUUACAAAAUGGAGUGCAUGGAAAGUAGGGGUUGCUCUGUAAUACCAUUUACGCAAAAUUGCACGGGUUGUGCGCACCGCA
This is a messenger RNA of Aphanomyces invadans, 2411 nucleotides long. RefSeq lists its product as hypothetical. Gene Ontology annotation, molecular function: DNA helicase activity; telomeric repeat DNA binding; damaged DNA binding. The transcript has 15 exons. NCBI's taxonomy places the organism in Eukaryota, Oomycota, Saprolegniomycetes, Saprolegniales, Verrucalvaceae. Gene Ontology annotation, cellular component: Ku70:Ku80 complex; nucleus. Gene Ontology annotation, biological process: cellular response to gamma radiation; telomere maintenance; double-strand break repair via nonhomologous end joining. The record is from RefSeq and is a predicted model, not a curated record. The coding region runs from base 70 to 2286 and encodes 738 amino acids.